AUGAGUCGAGUUUCAUUUAAACCAAUGGAGAAGACUACGUUGUGGUCCGAUAAGCUCAAACAAGAAGGAAAAGAGGUUCCCGUGGACUUAAAGGUGUAUGAAUCGAUGAUUCAAAAGGACAUCAAGUUUAGAGCUCGGAAUGCCAGACAGAUGGAGUUGAAUAAGAAAAUGACAGAAGACUUGCUACAUGAUGCCAGGUCGUAUAAUGAAAUCAAACAGCUAAGAAUGAACGCAAUCUCAUUAUCACAAAAGGGGCAGUUUAACAACAGUAUAUGGGGAGAAGGUUAUCAGGGAUAUGGCAACGGGAUAACCAAUGUAUCGACCCAACUCCUCCUACCAGAUGGAAGGAAACUUAAUAAACGGGUUCCUGAGAGCCAUAAAACCGAACGGGAGACUAACAAGGAGUUGCUCGAUAUGUUACUUAAAACUCCUAAGAGAAACUUGGUUCCUAUAAGGCUUGAUAUUGGAGAACUGGAGAAUAAAUUCAAAUUAAGAGAUACGUUUUUGUGGGACUUGAACGAAAAGGAUAUCAAUAUAGAUCAGUUUGUGGAUGUCCUAUUAGACGAUUAUAAAUUUAUUGAUAGAAGUGUCGACUCUUUCAUCGUCAAGAGCAUUAAAGAUCAGAUUGAAGACUAUAACAGAGAACCAGAUAAAGCCAUGGGAGAACUUAGAAUCCCCAUUAAGAUCAAUAUCACCGUAAACAAUACCCAGUACACCGAUCAGUUCGAAUGGGAUAUUUUGAACUUUGAAGAUAAUGAUCCAGAAGAGUUCUCAGUUGUGUUAUGUGAUGAAAUGAACUUGCCAGGAGAAUUUGCAACGGCUAUUUCCCACUCGAUCAGAGAGCAAACCCAAAUGUUCCACAAAUCUUUGAAUUUGGCUGGAUAUACAUUUGAUGGACUGCCAGUGAAUGAAGAUGAAAUUAGAAACCAUCUCCUUCCUCCCUUAAGACUUGUAUCAAACGAGGGUGGUGGAUUUGGCCCUUUAGUGGAUGACUACUUUUCGAUCCUUAGAAACCCCACCAAUGUCAAUGAUUAUACCCCAUCUCUUAUAAAGUUGACCCAAUUGGAGAUUGAGAGACUCGAUAAAGAAAUGGAGAGAGAAACCAGACACAAAAGACGACAAAACAAUGAGCUUCAGAGUCUUUCAACUGGUGGUAGAGGCACUUCUAGAAGAGCCGCUUAUGCUCCAAGAGGUGGACCUACUCUUCCUGAUUUGUCAGACAUCCCAAAGACAUUCAGAACGGCCCAACCAUCCAGUGUGUUGCCAGGAGGAGUAGAUUUGGGGGUUCCUGACAUCUUUGCGUACAAUGAAGUGAUUGUGCACAAAACCAAUAUUCCAAAUCCUGAUUAUAAGGCUCCUCAGUCCAAAAUACAUAGAGUCGUUUUCAAUCAUGAUGAGAACAACGGCCGAUUCCUUGUGAAAAUCAAGUUAGGGCCUCCACCAGGAGUAAAUCCUUAUCAAAUGGCACCAGGCCAAUAUGGUGCCAUGGGCCAUCUCAAUCAGACUAGACACCGUUAA
Messenger RNA from Yamadazyma tenuis ATCC 10573, 1518 nucleotides. It is a transcript of the gene SNF5, whose product is annotated as Snf5p. Lineage: Eukaryota; Fungi; Ascomycota; Pichiomycetes; Serinales; Debaryomycetaceae. The record is from RefSeq and is a predicted model, not a curated record. Gene Ontology annotation, biological process: positive regulation of pseudohyphal growth by positive regulation of transcription from RNA polymerase II promoter; chromatin remodeling. Gene Ontology annotation, cellular component: SWI/SNF complex; nuclear chromosome; nucleus. Gene Ontology annotation, molecular function: transcription coregulator activity.